UGUCACUUAAGUUUACUUCAGCAGUGGCCACUAACCUUCUUCACCUGUCCUGUUCUUUACUACUGCAUCUCAAUAUCUCAUCUUCUUAUCUUUACUUUAACCCACUCGAUUUCCAAUUCUUAUUACCCACAGUAUUUCCAAUUUCUAUUGUUUUUCAGUAAUUGGAGUUAUAAUUUCCAAGCAUCCUACCAAACUAAUUUCGUGGAUCAAAACUACUCAAAUUCAAUGAAUUACACUACAUUGUCGCUUGAAAUUAGGUAAUUUAAUGGCGAAAAUUUCGCAGAGGGAGAAACUUCUGUUAGGAUAUGCUUCAAAUUCUUUGUCAAACUCUUCAAGUAGAAGGAAUUCUGAAGUUGAUUUUAGUGAUGUAUUUGGUGGCCCACCCAGGCGUUCUUCUACUCAUGAAUUUUUCCAGAAUGAAAUCGGUUCCACGGAUUGUAUGAAUGAUGAUGUUGAAAUCAAUGCCGAUGUAGAUGCUGAUGAAAGGUUUCCGAGUUCAUGGUUGGAAUUAGGGGAGAAGCCAGUAUUUGGGGAUCAAAUUGGGGUCCGAAACAGGUAUUCGAGCCAGGAUUUCUAUGAUGAUGUAUUUGGAGGUGAUCAACCACUGUUGAGUUGUUCUUUGUCUCCGAGAAUUCAUAUGCCAGGUAGAAACCCGUUUUCUUCGGCUCCGGGUUCUCGGCCUAUCAGUCCUUCACGGCCUUUGCCUCCUGGCGUUGACCCCUCAGUUACUCUUUCAAAGUUGAGCCUGCCAGGAAGAAUAUCAAGCACAGACAUUAUGGCAUCCACAUCAAUGAAUCAAAGUUCCAAGUCUUCUAGGCGUUCUAUUUCCAGAUUAAGGCAAAGUUCCCAAAAUGAUUUAGCUUCCUUUGGUAACAAGCCAACAAACAGUAGCAAAUUCAGUGGAACAGAAUACGAUGCAAAGCCUACAAUGGAUUCAAAUGAAAAUAUUCAAUUCCAUUUUUCAAUAUAUAAAUGGGCAAACAAAGGAGUUCCUAUUGCAAUGUCAUCCUCUAAGAAAAGAAGCCCUUCAAGAUCGAAAGUUAAAUUGAUAACUAGUGAAAGAUAUUUGAGCAGUAGUAAAAUUGAUGUUAUCGUUAAUGAUGCUUCUCUUUCUGCCAGCAAACGAAGAAUACAAUCUAAUAUUCAAGUAAGAGAGUGCAAAUCAGAGGAUGCAAUUACUGAAAAAUUUGCUUCUGACAGGCAAGAGGGUUCAAAAGAAGUGUCUGAUCAUUCACAGAAAAGUUUAGAACAAAGCUCUUCAAAGAUUACUAAAUCUAGUUUCAGGUCUCUAAGCUCCUUGUUUAGGGAACACAAAAAAGAGAAUAGAAAACCAAGCGCUGUUAAGGGAGGGAAGGAAAGCAUAGUGAAUGAUGAAACAGAAACAAGAAGUUACAAAGUUAAUAAAACUAAGGUGCAUGGUAUUGAUACUUCGAGUGGAGAAAACAAAUACGUUGACAAAAGCCAAGGAAGAACAAAAGUGAAGGAUUAUAUCAAAGUUUUCAACCAACAAUCUUGUCCAAAUGCUGGAAGUCAUAGUCGUAGUUGGAGAUGGAAGGACAUUACUAGCACAACCACCAUUGAAGCUGAGAGUGAUGUUAAAACUCGUCAGGCUAAAGAUGAUGAUGAAAUGCAAGCUUCCUUUGUUAGCUUGGGCAAAACUCGGUCUGACUCCAUACGUGAGGUUGAUACCAUCAGUGGCAGUGGCAGUGGCAGUGUUUCUGAUACCAAUGCUUCAAAAUCAAAUAAAGAACCAAACAAAGCUGUUGGAGAAUCUGCACCAAAAAUCAAUGUUAAUUGUGUUGGUGACAACCAUCAGGUUAAUGGAGUGUCAGAAGACAAUGGAACUGAGUCACAAGAAACUCAGAGUUAUGAGCGUAAAGUAAAGCAAUGGUCUAAAGGAAAGGAGAGAAACAUGCGUGCCUUGCUCUCAACCCUGCAAUUUGUUCUUUGGCCUAAUAGUGGAUGGAGACCGAUUCCACUAGUUGAUAUAAUAGAAGCCAAUGCAGUGAAAAAAGCAUAUCAAAGAGCUCUAUUAUGUUUACACCCUGAUAAAUUGCAACAAAAAGGUGCUUCUCCUUAUCAAAAGUUAAUUGCAGAAAAGGUUUUUGAUAUUUUGCAGGAGGCUUGGGAGCAAUUUAACGCCAUUGGACUUCUCUCAUAGUUACUCAUUAAGCAACCAAAAAAAUUAGAUCAAAGGGGCACAUUAGGGAUGGGAUUUUUCCUUUUCCUCCCACCUGCUCCCAAUGGGCCGGCUCAUUGACUUCAAGUAGAGCAAUCAUCUUACCAUUUAGAAAUAUUUUUUUUGAAUUCACUUUUACCAUUUAUUGAAAAUAUACGAAUCACAAAAUGUAUUUUAUAUAGCAAAUGAGUGUAUAUAAAUUUAUUCCUUUGUUGAUCUUAGCGUUGAUCAAUCACACGCCAAAUUCAAGUUGGCUUGGAUAAUAGGCCAAAUUCCAAGCCAAGAUUAUUUUC
Amaranthus tricolor (Joseph's coat) is the source of this 2472-nucleotide messenger RNA. Its product is annotated as J domain-containing protein required for chloroplast accumulation response 1-like. Gene Ontology annotation, biological process: clathrin-dependent endocytosis; clathrin coat disassembly. The record is from RefSeq and is a predicted model, not a curated record. Gene Ontology annotation, molecular function: clathrin binding. NCBI's taxonomy places the organism in Eukaryota, Viridiplantae, Streptophyta, Magnoliopsida, Caryophyllales, Amaranthaceae. Bases 266 to 2161 code for a protein of 631 amino acids. Gene Ontology annotation, cellular component: vesicle; cytoplasm; intracellular membrane-bounded organelle. The transcript has 9 exons.